Molecule: messenger RNA, 1882 nt
Organism: Scleropages formosus (Asian bonytongue)
Lineage: Eukaryota; Metazoa; Chordata; Actinopteri; Osteoglossiformes; Osteoglossidae
Product: protein lifeguard 3-like
Exons: 12
Coding region: 297-1316 (339 amino acids)
Biological process (GO): negative regulation of apoptotic signaling pathway
Cellular component (GO): endoplasmic reticulum; Golgi apparatus; membrane
Source: RefSeq, a predicted model, not a curated record
CAUUUACUAACACGUAUUUGUCGCAUUUACCUCCCACCCGCAGCGCCCCACCUUGCUGUGAUGAGGCGCGUGACGAUGAGGGUGUGGCCCAGUCCAGCACGCGGGACUCCACCUUGUCGCGCUCCAGAAAACUUUGAGUUGCACGCAGGCGGGGUCUCACCGGUCUCGUGACAAGGCGGAGAGCUAAACUUUCUAAUUUCUUUUUUUUUUUUCCGCUAGUAACUUUUGGAAUUGACAAACAUACUUCCUUGUAUAAUUUCAGAGGAGAUUUGUUUCCCAAGUGAGGCCAAGUCGUAAUGUCCCGAUCAGACUUCCCACCUGGCUAUGAUGAAUCCAGGAACCCUCUGUAUAACCCUCAGGGUGGGAGUUACCCUCAGCCCCCAGCAUAUGGCUUCCCUGCCUAUGGUGGUCAGCCUCAACCAGCCCCAUACCCCACUGGUCCCAACAUGUACCCUGCUGGGCCUCAGCCCUUUGGUGCAUACCCAGGACAGCCUGGCAUGUAUCCCCAGUCUGGAGGACCGCAAGGCCCAGGCCAUCCUGCCACUGGAAUGCCACCCAUGUUGCCCCCAGUGCUUCCAGUGAUGCCUAUCUCUGACCCAGAGCCAGGAGGCAACGAGGGAUUUACAUCAUCGGGCAGUUGGGACAAUCAGUCAGUUCGGCAUGCUUUCAUCCGAAAAGUUUACACCAUUUUGGCAUUUCAGCUGCUUGUCACAUUUGCCAUUGUGGCUGUUUUUACAUUUGUGGAACCUGUUAAACUCUUCGUCAGCAGAAAUCCAGCUGUUUAUUGGGCUUCAUAUGCUGUCUAUUUCAUCACUCAUAUUGUUCUGGUCUGCUGUACAGGACCCAGGAGACGGUUUCCCUGGAAUAUAAUACUUCUUGCUGUCUUUACCCUUGCAAUGUCCUACAUGACAGGAACAAUAGCAAGUUACUAUAAUACUAAGGCAGUGUUACUGGCCUUUGGAAUAACAGUGAUUGUCUGCAUCUGUGUCACCGUGUUCUGCUUCCAAACCAAGGUCGAUUUUACCUCCUGUGGGGGAUUCUUCUGUGUCCUGGGUAUCGUUGUCAUGGUCACUGGCAUCAUCACGGCUAUUGUACUAUCCUUCAAAUACAUUUUUUGGCUUCACAUGCUGUAUGCAGCAAUUGGAGCUAUUGCUUUUACACUGUUUCUGGCAUACCACACCCAGCUCCUCAUAGGAAAUCGGAAGCAUUCCAUCAGCCCAGAAGAAUAUGUAUUUGGAGCACUCUCUCUCUAUGUGGAUGUCAUACAGAUCUUUGUGUUCCUCCUGCAAAUCAUUGGAGGGGCUUCUAGGAGUUAGGAAAUCCAAGAGUAGAGUCUAAAUGGUUUGUUAAUAGUUCACACAUUAACAUAUAUGUAUAUAAAACACAAUUUUUGUAAGAUUUAGAUGCCUGAAACACAAGUUUAACCAUUGUUGAAACUUCAGAAUGAUUUAUUUGGUAACUCUAACGUCUACAGUAUGAUUCUGGGCAAAAAGACUUAUUUUUAUAGAUCACAGUAAUCAGUUGCCAUGUAAAGAACUUUACAAAAGAGGACAAAUUCAAAUAUUAUAAUUUCCAUUUGUACAUAAUUUUUCUUAAAUUUCUGGAUUCCACAAGAAGUAACCCUUAUACUUGUGCAAAAUAUUCAGGAUAGAAAAAAAAGAUCAAUAGGAAAGCUGUCUGGGCACUUUAUAUUUUUCAUCUUGUUAUAAGUAUUAGAUGUUCUGCGUUUAUAACGGUGUUGCAUUUACCCACUAUGUUUGGACAUUCCUUAUUUUCUUUAAAAUAUAGUCUCAUGCUUUAUAUAUAUGUUUUACAGUAUUUUUCAGUUCUUUUGAGUAUAGUAUUCAGUACUGACUGCUACAAAUAAAGCUAAUUUCAAGGA